Molecule: messenger RNA, 1707 nt
Organism: Bacidia gigantensis
Lineage: Eukaryota; Fungi; Ascomycota; Lecanoromycetes; Lecanorales; Ramalinaceae
Exons: 1
Coding region: 1-1707 (568 amino acids)
Source: RefSeq, a predicted model, not a curated record
AUGCGCCGAACCAGUCUGACCUCUGUUCUCGGCCUCCUUGCGUUUGUCGGCUUCACACUCUAUCUACUGCGAAGUCACAGGGAUCGCAAGCACUUUCAUGCUCCUUUACCUGAGCUCACAAAAGAAAUAGCGCCGUCGACCGAAACUUCACACCCCAUUCAUCAAUUGAUUACAAAGGCACAGGAUGAUCAUGAACAGCUCUUGAACAAGCAGUCUGACUCAUUACAAAAGGCUGUUGAGGAAUAUCGUCGAAGGUACUUGUUGCCGCCGCCACCAAAUUUUGACAAAUGGUGGGAAUUUGCGAAAGCAAGGAAUGUACAGCUGAUAGACGAAUACGAUACAAUAUACCAUUCUUUACUGCCUUUCUGGGGCUUGCAGCCGCGAGACGUAAGAUCAAGAGCGAGGGAAGCUUUGGGGUUUGACAAUGCUUUACUAGGAGUAUACGUCAGAGAUGGCAAGGUUGUCACUGCCGCUGGAGGUACAGAAUGGCAACAACAAUCAACAAUCGGCAUGUUGAAGGAGUUUGUUCAAUACCUGCCAAAUAUCGAUCUACCGUUCAACGUACAUGAUGAGCCAAGGGUUGUCGUACCACACGAUGACUUGAGCAGAUUGCUCGUCGUUGCAAAUAAUAAAAUCGCCGCAACAUCUGGAUCCUCGGCGCCCAAAAAUGCAUGGUCACCACCUUCGGAGGAGCUUGGAGACGGAACCAGAGCCUACGAAGUAAAAACCACAAGGUUCAACAAGUAUGCCCAUCAACCGACUUGGACAGAGUCGCGAAUGUCCUGCUCUCCUGACAGCCCUGCACGCUUCCUCGACGAAGCACCACAAGAUGACAGCAGCUCAUUCACCUUCUCCCAACUCGGCUUCAUCAAGAAUAAAACUGCGUUCUCUGAUAUCUGCCUUUCACCAUCGCUCCGCGAACACUUCGGUUUCUUUGAUCGCCCGAACGCCUUCAAUAUUGUGCAUGAUCUAUUCCCGAUCUUCUCGCAGAGCAAAGUCAGCAGCUAUCAAGACAUACUCUACCCCUCACCAUGGUAUUGGUCAGACAAAGUUCCCUACAAGGAAGAAAAUGACUACGCAUGGGAUCAAAAACAGAACAAAGUGUACUGGCGUGGGUCCACAACUGGAGGUUUUUCGAGAGAUGGUGGGUGGAGGCGGCAACAUAGACAGCAAUUUGUGGACAAAUUCAAUGGGCGUACAAAUGCAACAAUAAUGGUGAAUGAGGGCGGCGCAGGAUGGACCACAAAAGAUGUUCCUAGGAAGGAUUACAAUGAGCUCAUAGACGUACAUUUCGCUCAUGUUGGUCAAUGCGAUCCAGGCGAUUGUGAUGCCCAACGUGAAUAUUUCGAUGUUCUCAACCCAGACAAACAGAAUGCGGCGUGGGGAUAUAAAUACCUGGUAGAUGUUGAUGGUAAUGCCUUUAGUGGCCGUUUCUAUGCGUUUCUUAAGAGUAUGAGUCUCGUGUAUAAAAUGGCGAUCUUUCGAGAGUGGCAUGAAGAGUGGUUGAAGCCUUGGGUGCAUUACAUUCCACUCUCUCUACAUGGAGCGGAGUAUGUCGAGAGUGUACGGUAUUUCCAUGACGAAGAAGAAGGUAGAGUGCAAGCUGCAAGACUAGCAGUCCAAGGACGUGAGUGGGCGGAUAGGGUCCUUAGGAAAGAAGACUUUGAGGUUUGGUUAUUUCGUUUACUCUUGGAGUCAGUGCACUAG